Messenger RNA from Hemibagrus wyckioides, 2246 nucleotides. It is a transcript of the gene minpp1b, whose product is annotated as multiple inositol-polyphosphate phosphatase 1b. Gene Ontology annotation, molecular function: inositol phosphate phosphatase activity; acid phosphatase activity. Lineage: Eukaryota; Metazoa; Chordata; Actinopteri; Siluriformes; Bagridae. The coding region runs from base 62 to 1486 and encodes 474 amino acids. The record is from RefSeq and is a predicted model, not a curated record. The transcript is spliced from 5 exons.
UCUUCGGAAUACGAGUAGGAAAUAAAGCAAUAAUAACUCGAGGCAGUCGGCGUCCCGGAAUAUGCGGCUUGCUGCAUAUCGAUCAGGUAUCGCUUUAAAGAUGAAAUCUGCAGCGUGCAGAAACAGACAUUUUGUCCUUGCUUGUUUGUGUGUAAUCAUGGCUCGGGUUUCUUAUUGUAAGCUCACAAGCUCAAGCAUCCCAGCCAUUGCUGUGUACUUUGGAACCAAAGGUCGCUAUGAGGAAGUGAACCCACAUUUAAUAGACGAUAUUUUAUUCGUGAAUAAAUCUGCGGUCAGUCCCCCAGCCGCCGACUGCCGGUCAGUGCACUUAGUUGCGUUGAUCAGACACGGCACGCGCUUCCCUACAACCAAAAACAUUAAAAAGAUCCACCGCCUGUAUGAUUUAGUGAUGACUGAGGCGUCCGCCCCUGACCAGUGGCUCAGGGACAUUAAAAAGAAAUGGCCCAUGUGGUACACUGAGGACAUGGACGGCAAACUAGUAGAGAAGGGGAAAGAUGACCUGAGGCAUUUGGCCGUGAGGUUGAGCAAGUCGUUUCCGUCCCUGAUUUCAGAGGAAAACCUCCGCAGAGAGCGCAUGGAGUUUAUAACCAGCUCCAAACACAGGUGUGUGGACAGCAUCCAGGCUUUCCAAGAGGGACUCCUCAAACAGUGGGGUGCAGGAGAUGUGGGUUUCAGACACUACGUGAAUGACUCCCUCAUGCGAUUCUUCGACAAGUGCAAAAGAUUCGUUGAAGGCAUUGAGAACAACAAGACCGCCUUGAAGGAGGUCAAACUCUUCAAGGCAUCUCUGGAGAUGGAUGAAGUCUGCAGGCGGAUGGCCAGUCGCUUACAGAUUCCUCACAGUCAGAUAACACCAGAUUUGGUUGAAGCCGCUUUCUUCCUGUGCGCCUAUGAGUUUGCGAUCAAGUCUAGGAAUUCUCCAUGGUGUAAUCUGCUGGACGAAUCGGACGCCCAGGUCCUCGAAUACAAAAGUGAUCUGAAGCAGUAUUGGAAAAGGGGAUAUGGCCAUGAUAUCAACCGCAAAUCGAGCUGUGUCCUCUUUCAUGACCUCUUCAAGCGACUCGACCAGGCGUCCUAUGACUUCAGGUUCGGAGAGGUCACUAAGGCGGUUACCAUCCAGGUGGGCCAUGGUGAGACUCUACUGCCUCUGUUGUCUCUGAUGGGUUUCUUCAGAGACCAAACACCACUAACAGCCACUAACUUCCCAAUGCAGCACAGCCGCAAGUUCCGCAGCGGUCAAAUAGUGCCUUACAGCGCAAACCUGCUCUUUGUCCUGUAUGAGUGCACAGAUGGACUCAGGCUCCAGUUCUUCCUCAAUGAGAAACUGAUGACUUUUCCAAACAUAAGUGACCCUGCUCCACUGUAUGCUACAGUCAGGAGCCACUACUCUGACCUCCUGGGAGGCUGUGAUUUUGAGAAAGAAUGUGAAUUGCCUAAAGAUAAAGUCAAGAACACUGAGCUGUGAUGUAGAUAAGAUAGACUGGGCUGAGGGUAAGGGUGAGAGUCAUUUUUAUUGGUUGAAAUACGGGUGAGAAGGUUAACCAAAUAUGUUUGAUUUUACUGGUGACCAAAAAUGCAGUUUAUUUAUGGUUUAAGACUUUUUUUUGUUUCUUUAGUUGGAAAUUUUAUUGAAAGAAGCCAAAACUGAUUAAGUGACUGUGUGACUGCUAGGUACCAAAAACAUUUUUACUGAAAAUGAAGCCUUUUUCAAAUAAAAAUGCGUAUUUUUUAUUUAAAGUGUGCACAUUCAAAGGAAGCUUGUUUGCUGUCUCUGUUUGAUUUACACGGACAUAACCUGUUGUGUUAAUGUGUACACUGAUGAUAGCCGUGUCAACAUUCUCUUAACAAUCAGGGUUAGACAUCUUACUAACAACAAAUAUCCAACAAAUGAGUUUGUUUUGCAAAUGUAAGCAUUUAUCAAAGAAUUUGGUUUGCUAAAUACAUUUUGUAUAUAUGCAGUGUAGAUAGUUUACAUUUCUUGAAAUGCUUUUUCGAGAGUGUAUCAUGAUUAUACCUAUAGUUCACAGAAAAAACACGGAAUCAGUGAAUUGUACAUGCAAUUAUUUGGAUUCUUAAUCAUGACAAGAAUAUAAAAAGGUUAAUCGAAUGUACUAAAACCAGACUUUUCAUACAUGGUACAGUGGCGCAGUAGGUAGAGUCACAGAUUAAAGCUUAGGCUUGGGUUAUUGUCAUGCAAGUGAUUUGACUAAAAUAAACUGGGAGUG